UCAGAACGCAUCACUCUGAUAAAACCAUAUUUUGCUAUCUGAGCCUCGACAUAUUUUUUUGGUGAAAUCUCAGGCUCAGCGUGCCUUUAUGACACAAAAAGUGUAUAGCGCAUCAUUACCUUACGGGUCCGCUCGUAUAUAUAAUUAUUUCCCAGAAUGCAGUGCAGCCCUCGGCAUACAAGAUCGCCGAAUCACUGACUUACGUGAACGCAAUGGCAAAGUCUGGAAGGCUUCACCACGUGGAAACAGUUAAUGUAGACUGGGGUGCCUGGAUUGCGAAAUACACGAAUACAUCACAAUGGAUCAGUGUCGAUUUCCAAGAGUGCAUGAUUGUCCGGAAGGUGGCAUCUAAAGGAUUGGGAAGAAAACGUUGGUUUGCCAAGAGCUACACCAUCGAUUACACCAUGGAUGAAGCAAGCUGGUCAGAGUAUAGGAGCGGCGGGGUUGCAAAGGUGUUUCCGGCAAACAGCGACGAUUCUUCGCUGGUCACAUGCCCUGAUCCCCGCUGUUCGGGCUCGCUUCCUCAAGAUCAAGCCAAGAGCCUGGGUUAACCAAAUCGCCAUGAGACUGGAGUUUUACGGUUGUGUGUGUUAAUCUAUAAUCGAAGACAUUCUUGUACCUGUAUGAUAGUUUAGAGUACCCAUGUUUGUGCUAAUGUCAUCGGAGACAUCCUUGGUACCUGCAUGAGUGUUUUUGUUUGACUGAAUAGGGUUUCUUUUAAAUGAAUAUCCAUAACCCUAAAGCCUUAAUCUUUAACCCUAAAUGUACUAUUUAUACUAAGAAUCAUUUUGCACUUUGCAUGCUUGAGAAGAUAUAAACCAUAUCUAGUUAUUUGAGUAUUUGUCUUCUAAAAACUAAUUUCUUGAUGGUAUAGUUCUUGGUGCUGUAAUCCCCUUGGAAUUUAAUGCAAUCUUUAAUGUCUUUUGUCAAUCUUUAAUGUACUUGUAUAUACAUAGAAAGUCGUUAAAUAGCCUUUAAAUAAACGUCGCUAAUCCACGUGUGAUGUGAAUCUCAA
This is a messenger RNA of Nematostella vectensis (starlet sea anemone), 1015 nucleotides long. RefSeq names its product retinoschisin. The transcript is spliced from 2 exons. The record is from RefSeq and is a predicted model, not a curated record. NCBI's taxonomy places the organism in Eukaryota, Metazoa, Cnidaria, Anthozoa, Actiniaria, Edwardsiidae. The coding region runs from base 213 to 551 and encodes 112 amino acids.